Molecule: messenger RNA, 2796 nt
Organism: Rhagoletis zephyria (snowberry fruit fly)
Lineage: Eukaryota; Metazoa; Arthropoda; Insecta; Diptera; Tephritidae
Product: box A-binding factor-like
Source: RefSeq, a predicted model, not a curated record
UCGUCGCCAACUGCCGGACUGAAGGAGUAAGACAAGAAAAAAAGCAGAAAAGGCGUCGCAAACGUCGCACGACUUGAGUACUUAAACGUUGAACACAAACUGCCGUAUCAUUAGCGCCAGUUAAGAGGGAGUUCAUUUCGUUGCCACAUUUUUGUCAUACAUCAACAUGUGCCAUGGAGAAUUGCUUAGGCGGCAGCAAACGUACCAUCCGAGCACAAAGGGACUUACAACAAUUGAAGCAGCAAUGCCAGCAACAGCCACCGAACCAGAAUUUCUAUACGCAACAACAGCCGCAAGUCCAUCGGCAAGCGCAAACAAUCAAGCAGCAACAACAACAGCUACAACAACAAAUCUUACAACAACAACAACAACAACAGCAGCAGCAACAACAAAGGUUUCUACACGAGGAACAACAGCUACAAAAGGCUGCAACGCAACUGCAUCAGCACCAACAACAACAGCAGCACUUGGAGCAACAACUACAACAACAGCUGAUGCAUCCGUUUCAGCAAUUAACGCUACAACAGCAUCAACAGCAGCAGCAGCAACAACAACACCAGCAACAGCGCGAAAUUGCCUAUCAAUUGGCUGCGGAAUCCGAGCACAAUCGUCCUGCAUCCAUGUCGACAACACCUAAAUUUGUCGCCAAUUGUUUGCAUUUUCCACCGCCGCCAGAUUAUCCGCCGCCACCACCGAAAACGCCAACGGCUGCGACCGCCGCCACUGUGACCACAGCCGCCACUAAAACAAUGUCCACGGCAAAUGUUAAGUCAGCAACGACAACGACUGUGACAACAACAGCAACAACGCCGGUUGCAAACAAAGCGAACGCCAGCGGCCAUCACCACCAACAUCAUCAGCAUUAUCAUCAACAGCAGCAGCAGCAGCAGCAGCAGCAACAACAACAACUACUGCCAACACAUCACUAUCCACAGCAACAGCAACAACAACAACAACAACUCACUGACAAUGUACUGACGCACUUAGAGCCAAUGGCGCCACCUGCUGUGACCACCGGCGCACACAAUGCUACGCUUGCAGUGAGUGCCACUUUGACCCCGCCAUUGAGCAAUGCCACAGUCAACUACCACCACUCGUCGGCAUCCGCGUCCAGCUCACCAUCGUCCUCAUCGGCCACAAGUGGCACUACCAUAGGUGUCAGCCCGUAUGGACGGCGGCAAGUGUUGCCGCGCUACCCCGAUCCCGAUCCAGACGCUAUCGAGGUGUGCAACGAGCAGGAGCCCAUAAACAUUUCGAAAGUGUCAACGCGUCACAAUAGCAAAACACUUGGCCGCGCAAACGAGCUACUCAACGCGGACGCAAAAUGGUCUGCGGUGCAACAGACCACAAGUUUACAGCUGUUGCAUCAACAUGCGCAUUCCACACACCCGCACGCACAGCAUGAUUACUCGUAUGCGUACUAUGAGCCAGGCGCCGCGAUGCGUCACUCGAAUAUACCGCCACCCGAAAUGGUACCUGGCAGCGCACACACGAUACAUCAUGCACCACCGCCGCCAAACUCGAUACGCGCGCUACUGUCCAAGGGCAGGAAGAACAAAUUUCUGUCUUCGCCGGCCGGGCGGCAUGCCUAUCAGGCGCAUUACGGGCUUGAUGGCGCCAUUGCAUGUGAUAGCGCAACGUUGCGCAGUGUUGCGGGGGCAACCAGUGAGAAUUUCUACGAAGAGAUAUCUUCCAAUGAGGCCGCACUUCAAUACCACCACAACAGCCACCAUCAUCACUUACGGGCGUCGGGCACUUCGCAUUCGGCGGGUUCGCUGAAUCAAUCACUAGUUGAAGAGGAAUUGCGACGCGUACAUAACCGCCACCAUAAAAUACUUGGCGAGCUGAAUCUGUCCGUCGAGGCCAUGUUGAUGCCUGAGAGUCCGCCCAACAGUAGUCCGACCAGUAGUGAAGCGCCCGGUAUUAGUGUUACCACUGCGUCGGGACAGCCAAAUAUAGGCGCUGUUGCUGCCGAUGGCGCAGGCAGUUUGCGACUCUCUUCAACGUCGGCUGAUAAUAUCUGUGAUGCAAAUCUCUCCGAGCUGCUCAGCACUGUGGGGCCCACCGAUGAGCUCCUCUCGCCUGUGCAGUCGUCGACAAAUGCCGCCUUCUGUGCUGCCGACUUGGAUAGCGGCUUCAGCGGCAGCAGCGGCGCCAGCUACAUCGGCAGCUUGCGCAUACACAAAACCAACGCGGCGCUAUCGCAUAUAAUGAGUACGCGUCAAACGCUGGCCAAUAGCGCAGUGCAAUCCUCCACAUCCUGCAAUUUCUCUUAUGGCACACAAAGCUGCCGCUCCUUUCAACGCUCCUCCUCCACCAAGCAACCGCCGCACCAAUUGCCGCUUGACGACGACAUAAAUUCGGGCUUUUUGACACGCGCCUCUUGUGGCCGCCGCAUACUUAAUUGUGCCAAGAUUCGAGCCGCAGAGGAUCCAGGACCGGUGGUGCCGACUGAAUCGAAAGCGCGAAGCUUCUGGAAUCGCAAAGGUUGGCGCAAAUUACCCGGAUUCUCGACAUCCACAUCCAGCAUUAACGACACUGGCAUAACAGGUGAGCCAAUUUCCAUGAAAAAUGUGAAAGGAGACAACACAACAGACACGAAGACGAGAACGAAAACGAAAACGAAAAAUACGAGUACAAAGGCGAUUCCAUUAAUCUGCUUAAAACGCUGACCUUAAUUGGUGAAGUGUCAUUUGUCAGUGCAACAUUUUUACUGAUGUGGUGGUGGUGAUGCCUCUACUUGAUUGUGUGCUGGUGUGGUGUGGAAUGGAAGAAUGGAAUGGCGAGCGAAUGGAA